GUCUGUUGCACCGACUUUUUCUUCGAUGAAUUUUGCCGUCAACUUGCGCAUGAUCGCGCCGAUCUGUUGGCACAUCGGUGCCGCCUAUUGAACGCCCGUACGAGCAACAGUCGUGCGAAUGGGCCGACUGCUUACACUUCCAUAAGCUACCCAUCUCCACUCUCUCUUCGAUGGAACGGCAUUCACACCAAUCUACAUCCCAGCCCCAAUAUGUCUCUCGCAAGACGCUUGCAAUCAAGCGCGGGGACUCAGAGACGCUCACUCGAGAGGAUGUUCAAUAUGACCUGCUCUAUUAUAUUUUCUCAAACAACAGUCGAGUAUUCACAGAUGAAUCCCCUGGAAAGCCCCCCUCCAAGGUCAACUUUUGCGACCUCUAUGUCAACGCGUUAUACAAUUCCACCAAGUGCUCUAAGGUCAUGCGGGACAAGAUGCACGAUACCCCCGCAUUCGCCAUCGAGUUUGCCAAGAUAUCUCUUCUUACCAAUGUCGGCAGAAUAAACACUACCAUGGCAUUUUUCCCUGAGAUGAAGACAGCAUUGAGGAGCUAUCAUCCUGUUCCCUCACUGCAGAAAACAGAUGGAAACGUGCAGGACGCACCCAGAAUCAAGAAUUGUCUCAAGGCGGCCUUGCUCCCGGCGGAGCAGAAAACAGCCCCUCCAUCUACUCCAAAUGAUAUCCUUGCCCGCAUCAGGAAUGAACACGUCCCUCCAACGAGUAUUGUCAACCUAAUUUUUGUUUUGACCAAUUACUCGACGUCCCUUUCCCCCCUUCAUUUUGACCCGCCGGUCGAAUUUGUAGACCUUUUCUUACCCAUCAACAUAUCGUCGGUGGCCCGCGCAAAGGCUUUUCUGUGGAUGAUAUUCCACUAUCACGAAGGCCCUCACCUAGCCAACCCCUUUGCGGACGAGUACGCUCUCAGGCAUCCCCAAAAGGUACCAUGGCUUCAGCGCCUCUCUCAAGAAGAGCAGAGACGAGAAAACGUCGAUCCUCCUGAGGAGAUUGAGUGGGGCCGAAAGAUGGCGGCACAACGUAGCCAAUUUCUUCAAGACCUCGUUGCAGGCGUUGAUGUUGAUAGAAGGCAAAGAGUCACCGGUAACUCAUCCCAUUCGCAGGAAACAGAGACUUCGUUCCGCAGGUUCCGGGCGCAGUCUUCUUACGCGAUGGAGGCCAAUCGAGUUGCAACCUUCCAUCAUUACAACCCGUCCGAUCCUCAGGGAAAGACCAAGGCAGGCAGCUUACAUCCCACCGUGAACGCUAGCACACGUAUACGGGAAAGCGUUCGGGAAUACCGGCAAGAGCGUUCGAUGCUUCAACAGGCAUGGCACCGCGUCCAGACCAUCGAUCCCCUCGUUGACUCUGAUGAAGAAGGCCUAGAUGAACACGCGCGAGUCGACUAUCAGCGCCGCCUCCACGUCUUGAACUCGAUUAGGACACCACCUGGAUCGUCGAAUAACCCAAACCCCAAUUAGUAUGUUAUCGUGGCCAAAGUCACAUACAGGUGACUUCAAAUCCCGAUUUGAUACCAAUGACUCUUAGUCAAUCACUGUGUUGUACGAUCCAAGUAAGCCAAUGCAUGUAUCAGUUGUGUGCACAGAAAAAGAAGCACACAUGGGCGCUGUGCUCUACAUAUACACGAGAUACUCGCCUUCUUCUAUUCCAAACGGAUGUCGUGAUCUAUAGAAAUGGCCGUUUCUGCCCCCGCACAUUUAGCCCUCUACGUAUCGUACCUUACAGUAAUAUCUUAUCUUAAUGCUGGGCCCCUCAUGAUCUCCUUUAACAGGUUCAGUGUCCAAGAAAAUAUGGCAAUUCCAUAU
Molecule: messenger RNA, 1814 nt
Organism: Heterobasidion irregulare TC 32-1
Lineage: Eukaryota; Fungi; Basidiomycota; Agaricomycetes; Russulales; Bondarzewiaceae
Exons: 10
Coding region: 171-1469 (432 amino acids)
Cellular component (GO): Ino80 complex
Source: RefSeq, a predicted model, not a curated record